This is a messenger RNA of Cajanus cajan (pigeon pea), 2122 nucleotides long. RefSeq names its product actin-related protein 3. NCBI's taxonomy places the organism in Eukaryota, Viridiplantae, Streptophyta, Magnoliopsida, Fabales, Fabaceae. The record is from RefSeq and is a predicted model, not a curated record.
AUAAUAAAAGAAAGAGAAAGAGAAAGAGAAAGAGAAAGAGGGAAGGGUACGAUGUUUGGGAAAGGAAGAGAAUGAUGAUCAUGUUAAUGGGACCUGCAUUUUUCACUUGAAUUCAAAUGGCUGUUGCAAUCACCAACCCUUCCCAUUUCUCUUUUCACUUGGGACCAAACUAUCUGUUAGUGUCGCCAUCAUAUUAUUAUUUACCUUCUUCUUCCCCCUUGUUGCGCUCUUCACGACCAUGAUCCUCUGCCUCACACUCACUCUCCGAUUCGGAUCUCACUCGCGGAUCCACUUUCCACGUUCACCAUCUUUUUGCACUUUCUCAUGGAUCCCUCUAUGUCUCGUCCAGCUGUAGUCAUCGAUAAUGGCUCCGGGUAUACGAAGAUGGGGUUUGCUGGUAAUGUUGAGCCAUGUUUUAUAUUACCGACAGUUGUUGCAGUUAAUGAGUCGUUUCUGAAUCAAUCUAGGAGCACUUCCAAAGGCAAUUGGGUGACCCAGCACAAUGCUGGGGUUAUCGCGGAUCUUGAUUUCUUCAUCGGGGAUGAGGCGCUUGCUAAGUAUCGAACUAGCAGCACAUACAAUCUCAACUAUCCGAUUCAGCAGGGCCAGAUUGAGAAUUGGGAUGCCAUGGAGCGAUUUUGGCAGCAGUGCAUAUUCAACUAUUUGAGGUGUGAUCCAGAGGAUCACUAUUUUCUCUUGACUGAGAGUCCAUUGACCGCGCCUGAGAGUCGUGAGUAUACUGGGGAAAUCAUGUUUGAGACUUUUAACGUCCCUGGACUUUACAUUGCUGUGAAUUCUGUGCUUGCUCUUGCAGCUGGCUACACAACCUCUAAGUGCGAGAUGACAGGAGUUGUAGUGGAUAUUGGAGAUGGGGCUGCCCAUGUUGUACCCGUUGCAGAUGGCUAUGUAAUUGGUAGUAGCAUCAAAUCGAUUCCUAUUUCUGGAAAGGAUGCUACUCUUUUUGUGCAGCAGCUUAUGCGGGAAAGAGGAGAGAAUAUACCACCAGAAGACUCUUUUGAAGUGGCACGGAAAGUGAAGGAAAUGCAUUGCUACACCUGCUCUGACAUUGUGAAGGAGUUUAAUAAGCAUGACAAAGAACCAGCCAAGUAUGUCAAACAGUGGAAAGGCAUUAAACCAAAGACAGGAGCACCAUAUUCGUGUGAUAUUGGCUAUGAACGAUUUCUUGGCCCUGAGAUUUUCUUUAAUCCUGAGAUAUACAGCAGCGACUUUACCACCCCUUUGCCAGUUAUAAUAGACAAGUGCAUUCAGUCUGCACCAAUUGACACAAGAAGAUCAUUAUACAAGAAUAUAGUGUUGUCUGGAGGUUCAACCAUGUUCAAGGAUUUUCACAGGAGGAUGCAGCGUGAUAUAAGAAAAAUAGUGGAUGCUCGUGUCCUUUCAUCUGAAGCGCGCUUAAAUGGGGAGAUAAAAUCGCAGCCAGUGGAGGUAAAUGUAGUCAGCCAUCCCAUCCAGAGAUUUGCAGUUUGGUUUGGAGGAUCAGUGCUUGCAUCAACACCUGAAUUUUUUGCGUCUUGUCAUACAAAGGAAGAAUAUGACGAGUAUGGAGCAAGCAUUUGCCGUACAAAUCCUGUUUUCAAGGGGAUGUAUUAAAACAACGACAAAUUAGUUGAUCAUGGAUGCAGUGAUUUGAUAAGACGAUUGAAUGAAUGUCUGGUUAUUUUGAUCCUCAAUUCACCUCGAAGUCUUUCUUCUCACCUGUAUUCAGAGUGGCAGGCAGGAAUGUAAGAUAUGUAUAUUAAGUGAAAAUAAGCAUGUUGUUUUUAUUCCAGCGGUCUUCAUAGGAACUUGGUUUCACACGGUUAAUACAGUUGCCAGCAGCUCCAGAUGGUACUUAAUGGAUAGAUAGAAAUAUACUUUUUGUCAUUUAGAGUUUGAUGAAGUUUUGCAUUUUUUGUCAUUCAUUGUUGGGACUGAUAAUUCCAUAAAUUUCUAGGUAGGAAGUUGAAUUCAUUUUUGAUUGAAUUGUAAUAAGCACCAGUGCAGGUUAGAUUUUUGGUUUACGUGAAUCAUAUAUUUUUGCAUUUUUGGGUACAUAAUGUACAACUUGUAUUCUGUUUACUGAUGAUCAAAGCCAGAAAUAAUUAUUGUCACGUUAACUGUU